AUGGUAAAGGUUCUAGUUACAGGCGGCAGUGGCUUUAUCGCAGCUCACGUUGUUGACUAUCUCCAGCAGCGGGGAUUUGACACCGUUUUUACUGUACGCUCGGAGGAAAAGGGAGAUCGCAUUCUUGAGAAUCAUCCGAACACGCCCAAGGAAAAGCUCUCAUAUGUGAUUGUCAAGGACAUAGCCCAAAAUGGUGCCUUCGAUGAGGCCAUUAAGUCCGACCCUCCAUUCGAUUACGUCCUUCAUACGGCAUCCCCAUUCCACUUCAAUGUGCAGGAUCCCGUGAAGGAUUUCCUCGACCCAGCAAUCAAGGGCACCACUGGGAUUUUGAACGCCAUCAAGGCGCAUGCCCCCACUGUCAAGCGAGUUGUCAUCACCUCAUCGUUCGCUGCCAUUGUCAACGGGAAGAAACACCCUAAGAUCUACAGUGAGAAAGAAUGGAAUCCAGUCACAUGGGAAGAGGCUAUGGACCCUGCAAACACAUACAGGGGUAGCAAGACCUUCGCGGAAAAGGCUGCCUGGGAUUUCGUGGAAAAGGAGAAGCCCAACUUCGAUCUUGUCACCAUCAAUCCUCCAUUGGUCCUUGGCCCAAUCGUCAGCUACCUGAAUUCGCUGGAUGCCAUUAACACAUCCAACCAGCGUGUGCGCGACAUCGUCCAGGGUCGGUUUAAGGAGCGAAUUCCUCCAACAGGCAUGUGGCUCUUUGUGGACGUGCGUGAUGUCGCGCUGGCCCAUAUUCGCGCCAUCGAGGUUGCAGAGGCUGGCGGUAAGAGGUUCCUGGUUGCUGCUGGGUUCUUCUCCAACAAGGUCCUUGUGGAGGCAGUCCGCGAGACCCACCCGGAACUGGAGUCUAAGCUCCCCUCUAAAGACUACCCGAAUGAUUUCCCAUCCGAACUAUACGAGAUAGACACUACGCGCUCGAAGGAGGUUUUGGGCAUGACAUACAGACCCUUCAAAGAGACUGUGGCAGACACAGUUAAGUCUCUGCAGGAUGCUGGAGCUUGA
Penicillium oxalicum is the source of this 1005-nucleotide messenger RNA. RefSeq names its product SDR family oxidoreductase. Bases 1 to 1005 code for a protein of 334 amino acids. Gene Ontology annotation, molecular function: oxidoreductase activity, acting on the CH-OH group of donors, NAD or NADP as acceptor. The record is from RefSeq and is a predicted model, not a curated record. NCBI's taxonomy places the organism in Eukaryota, Fungi, Ascomycota, Eurotiomycetes, Eurotiales, Aspergillaceae. The transcript is spliced from 5 exons.